UUUCGAAACCAGCGCUUAUUGCUUGCCGUUGCUACAGAGUAGAGCCUUGCUCAAAGCCCCCGUCGUACGUUCCUUCUCCUUUCCACUUUUCCCCUUAUAAUUAGAAUUACUUUAAAACUACCAUUUUGUCUGAAUACGUAAGGCAUUUAUAUUGUGUGGAGUAGUACUUCCGUACAGGACUAACUAUCCUACUCUUUGGUGCUUGGAGGACUGGGGACGGACAUAGCUCGAGGCAAAAUAUUAGUGGAAUCUUGAGGAGAUAUAUUGAUACCAGUAUGGAUGGAUAUGAGAUCUGUUAUGGCACUUUGUACGAUGCGGUUGCAAAGAUAUUAAUCAACACCGAGAUGCCCCGCGAAAUUGCCGGAGCGUUCAAAAUAUUUCCCCUACAGCGAAAGGACCAUUACUAUGCUCUCUACUCGGAAACUGGUGCUGAGAUCGGUAUCUUGGAUACGCGAACUAGCUCUAGUUUAGACGCUCUGAAAGAUUAUCCAAGGGCGCGGUUUGAAGCUGUAUUCUCGGCUCAAGCUUUCACCAAGCGCCGACACAAAGGGAAGCCAGGUUCGCAAUUGUUUCCGGUGUCGAUAAACAUUUUUGGAUUAAAAUCAGCAGCAAGCGAUGCAGCAAAUCGAUUGUCGAAUGCCUCUGCGUUUCUCCAACACCCUCAGUCAUUGCAUGAAGGGGCAGUAUACAACAAUCCACAGUUUCUAACAUUUGAUGAAAAUUUGAAUAUGAAUGGCUUUAUUGGCCAAGGUAGUGGGAAUAUGCUAAAUUCAAAAACAAAAAUUUCAGAAGAGAUAAGUAAUAUACUCGAGUCACUAACCGAUGUAACAACAGAGGAGGACUUAGAGCCGCCCAUCGGACUAACUUCAAAAUUGAAAAGGCAUCAAGGAGAUGGUUUACGUUUUAUAUAUCAGAGGGAAAAUGAAAUAUUUACCCAGACACUAUCGGCACGGCUAUGUCACGCGGCUUCAAUUAAGGCCGAGAUACUAUUAUUUACAUCUUUUGGGGGGCUGAUCGCGGAUACAAUGGGACUCGGGAAGACCCUUACCAUGCUUGCGGCAGUUUUGCGUUCCGUACCAGCUGCGAGGCUUUUCGGCAGUUUUUACGACAAACCUGAAGAUGAACGUACAGGAAAGGCGCGCACGAAGGCGACUUUAAUAAUUGUGCCAUCGUCUCAACUUCUCGAGAGCUGGCAAGCUGAGAUACAGACCCAUAUCUUCCCAGGAGCUCUUAGCUUUACCUGUUUCCAUGGGAAAAAGCGGCCUCGAAAUAAUGAGAUGUUGAGUUCAUUUGACGUGGUAUUGACUACGUAUGCAACACUCGCCGCCGACUACGCCGAUCAAGGUAUCCUCCACCAGAUGGAGUGGUAUCGUGUGGUAUUAGAUGAAGCCCAUUGGAUAAAGAACUCUAGUACUCGACAAUUCCAGGCAUCAGCAGCACUAUGCACCAAAAGGAGAUGGUGCCUUACAGGCACUCCUAUUCAAAAUAAGCUAGAAGAUCUAGCCUCUUUGGCCCAGUUCCUACAACUUCCAAACAUAGCCACCAAAGUAGCUUUCCAAAGACAUAUUCUAAGUCCGCUCUCUGAAGGCGGUGCAGACUUCGCAAAGCCCCUUCGAGCGUAUCUUAAGGCCUACUGUCUUCGUAGAAGUGAAAAGUGUCUGAACUUACCUGCCUCUUCCGAGGUAAACAUAACGCUUAGACUUUCACUAGACGAACAGUGUCUUUACAAAUGUCUACUUGACGAGACAAGACGACAAAUUGACUCUCUUGUUAGCAAGGGAGUUGAAACUCGGUCUAACAAACUAUUCACGGCUAUGCUAAAGCUACGCAUGCUUUGCAACUCGGGGACAUUCUCUUCGGCCCGUAGUAACGCCUCUCCCCUGGAACUGGAACAGUCCUAUCCCGAGACUGAGUGCGAGCAUUGCCAACCUUCUAGCGAGGAGGCACGUUUAGUUCAAGACGGCUGUUCGGUAUGCUCGUAUUGUGGGAAACCGUUAUACCGUCCCAGUCCCAGCCCUAUGCAAGACUCAGGACAGAUGAGCGAUGCGGGAACUAUCAGCGAUGGUGCGAACACGCCAACUAGCAAGGGAACUCAAGCCAUAGUAGAUCAAGCAAACCCCUUCUUGUUAACAGGUUACUCUACGAAGCUUUCUGCCGUGGUUCAAAAGGUAGCAGAAGGUGGGACGGAUAACAAGAGUAUUGUAUUUUCCUACUGGACGUCGACUUUAGAUAUCCUACGCUGGUUAUUCGAGCAGGCCGGGAUUUCUUGUCGGCAAGUAGACGGCAGAGUAGGCCCGGUAGAAAGAUCUGCACGUCUGAGAGCGUUCAAAGAAGACCCCCAAGUCCACGUCCUCCUCAUGUCCAUUGGUACUGGUGCAGUCGGGUUGAAUCUCGCCGUUGCCAAGCAGGUGCACAUUGUCGAACCUCAAUGGAACCCUUCGGUGGAAGAACAGGCGAUCGCACGAGCGUUACGUAUGGGCCAGACUCGAGAAGUCACGAUUUUUCGAUACAUUAUGGAGAAAACUGUAGAGCAGAAUAUCGUCAGUCUCCAAAGGAAGAAGAAACAUAUUGCAAAGUUUACUUUCGACGCGGAGACGCAAGAAACUCAAUCCGGGGCACUUGAAGAUCUCAAGUUUGUGUUAGACAUGGGCUCCGUCUAGACAGGGGGCUGGGGAUGAUGGUCGGUAGUAUUCGCUGGGGCUGUUGACCGCUCAAUUUCGUCGUAAGGAUUCUUGGCCAUUUCAUGUUACUUGGGCCUCGUAAAGAUACUUCCCAUCCUUUACAUGUUUCCGCAUUCUGAGUUUUCUCCAUACUAUCCCUUAAUUUUCAUUCGAAUUUCAGAGCACUGAAAUGGGGUGACGAAAGAUACUGAUGACCCCCUUCCCCAAUGAUGUAUGGCCACUAAACACAUUAGUUCCUCCAUAUGCAGUCCUAGCCUAUUACCAAACUCUUCUCCUUUUCUUAGGAAUUUAUGAUUUGUUUGAUUU
Molecule: messenger RNA, 2987 nt
Organism: Daldinia loculata
Lineage: Eukaryota; Fungi; Ascomycota; Sordariomycetes; Xylariales; Hypoxylaceae
Product: SNF2 family N-terminal domain-containing protein
Exons: 12
Coding region: 276-2660 (794 amino acids)
Molecular function (GO): ATP-dependent chromatin remodeler activity; ATP binding
Source: RefSeq, a predicted model, not a curated record